GGGAACUGUACUUUUGAUGUAUUGAUCACCGAUCUCGCCCAGAGUAGUCUGCUUAGAUACACGAUCAACAUAUCCCCGAAAUCACCAUGGGUUCAUCCACCCCGUUCUCGUCGCUCUUCAUCUCGCCAGCGGAAUUGCACGAUGCCUUGUCGGAUACUUCAAGUGCUGUUCGGGUGAUUCCCCUUAUUGCGGGGAGAAACUCGUCACUGCAAUCCUUUGAAUCACAACAUAUACCAGGUUCUGUAUUCCUCAAUAUGGAUAUAAUCAGAGACACCAACUCCCGGUAUCCAAUGAUGCUACCCACGCCAUCCCAAUUUGCGAGCUACAUGACAGAACUCCAAAUCACACCCAAUGAUGUCCUAGUCAUCUAUGACCCAAUGGAGCCAGGAUUCUACUCAUCGCCACGAGUUGCAUGGAUGUGUCAGCAUUUCGGGCACAAGGCCGUUCACGUCUUGAAUACUUUUCCCCGUUAUGUCGAAGAGCGGUUCCCCGUUGCUACAGGCAAGGUAUCAAUGCCUACAAACACCACGACAGAAGCGACAUAUCCGGAACAAACUGUGUCCAUCGCGAGGAAUGUCAUUUCCUUCGAAGAAUUGCGCGAUAUCAUCGCCGAGCCCGCUCAAGCACAAAAAUACCAAAUCAUCGACUCGAGACCCAGCGCCCGCUUCUCCGGUCCCCCCGAUACAGAGCCCUCGGCUCUGCCGGUGGGCCAUAUCCCGUCCGCUAUCAAUGUACCUUUCUCUUCUCUGUUGGGAUCGGAUAAGAAGGUGUUAUCGCCGGCUGAGCUUACGGAGCUUUUUAAUCGAGCUGGUGUGAGAGCGGAUGUGCCGACUGUGUUGUAUUGCAAUACGGGUGUUACUGCGGCGGGAUUGGAUUUGGCAUUGAGUGCGAGUGGGUUGAAUAUUAGCACGAGGCUUUAUGAUGGGAGUUGGAGUGAGUGGAGCAAAAGGGCUGAUAAGGAGGGUAUGAUGGUCAAUGAGUAAUACUUUUGAGGGAAUGUACAUAGAGUCUUGAUUCGAAG
Messenger RNA from Penicillium subrubescens, 1021 nucleotides. Its product is annotated as sulfurtransferase. Gene Ontology annotation, cellular component: mitochondrion. Lineage: Eukaryota; Fungi; Ascomycota; Eurotiomycetes; Eurotiales; Aspergillaceae. The coding region runs from base 87 to 983 and encodes 298 amino acids. Gene Ontology annotation, biological process: transsulfuration. The record is from RefSeq and is a predicted model, not a curated record. Gene Ontology annotation, molecular function: thiosulfate-cyanide sulfurtransferase activity. The transcript has 2 exons.